GGCACCACUCACUCGCCCACUCAGAGGACAAUGACCCAGAUAGAAAUCCAAACAUGGACUAGUUUUAGUCUGAACCGCUUUACCUCACCACUGUAGAGGAGGGUCAUCAUGGACACCAGGCUGCUGCUUCUUCUGCUCUCCCUCCUGGCUUUCAUUGCACAGGCUGAGUUAAAGAAACAUGGCAAACACGACAAGCGCCGUGGUCGUGAAAAGAAGCAUAGAGGCCGGUUUGAAGACUGGGCCCGAGAGUUUGAUCAGUCUGACGACCAAAGUGAGGAUGAUGAUGAUGAGCAUGAUGGGGGAUGGCUGCUAGAGCUCCAGGAAGUAAGAGGUUCUUGCGAUCCAAACCCUUGCUUAAAUAAUGGUGUUUGCGAGGAGAGAAGAAAUGGAAAAAUUAAGUGUGACUGCCCCAAGCCUUUCAAAGGCAGAAGGUGUGAGAAAGCCAAAAAGGUUUGCAGGAGAAACACAUGUCGAUAUGGUACCUGUGUCUUGACCUCCACUCCACCCUUCUACGAAUGCAAGUGCAAAGAACCGUUCAAGCCCCCCAGAUGUGAAUCAGACUCCAUCUGUGACCCUGAUCCCUGCCAAAACGGGGGCAAGUGUGUGAAGGACGGCCGCAACUUUGAGUGUGUCUGUCCUGCCAAUUACGAUGGCCAGUUCUGCCAAGUUGGUCCAGAAGACUGUUAUGAGGGUGACGGGGAGUCCUAUCGGGGGAAGGUGUCGGAGACGGAGGAUGGGGACGAGUGCCUGUACUGGAACUCCUACUUCCUGCUGCAGAGAGGGGUCGACCCCUUCACCGCCUUUGACGACGACGACGGACUGGGCCCUCACAAUUACUGCAGGAACCCAGACGGUGACGUGAUGCCUUGGUGCUUCAUCAGAAGAGGACGGAAACUGAGGUGGGACCACUGUGACGUGAGAGAAUGCUCAGAUAAUAUGACUACGGCUGAACCCCCGACCACCACCAGAUCUCCAGAGCCAGAGCCAGUUGCUACGACUACCAAAGCCCCCGACGUCACCACAGCGACCACCCCUGCUCCAGUCAGCCGGAACGCCACCUGUGGAAAGCCGCAGCCGCGCCGCAUGCUCCAGAGGAUCUACGGUGGCAUGAAGGCUAUCCCCGGCGCCAACCCAUGGCAGGCCUCCCUGCAGGUGAAGCUCAGCGGCUCCAAUCAGGAUUUCCGGCACACCUGCGGAGCCGUCCUCAUCCACAGCUGCUGGGUACUGACUGCUGCUCACUGCAUUAACAAGAACCAAGAUAUGCAGGUGGUACUAGGCGGGCUGGACCUCGGGAAGAAGGAAGACUUUGAGCAGACGUUUGCUGUGGAGCAGGCCAUAGUCCACGAGAAGUACAGAGAAACAUCUGCAGCCGUUUACAAUGAUAUUGCGCUGCUGAAACUGAAGGCCAGGAAUGGGAGAUGUGCUGUGGAGACCCAGUACGUGAAGACCGUGUGUCUGCCCAACGCUACCUUCCCAGAUGGAACAGAGUGCUCCAUUGCCGGAUGGGGAGCAACAGAAGACUCGGACUAUGGCUCCAGCCAGCUGAUGGACGCUGACGUGCUGCUGAUCUCCCAGGACAAGUGCUCAGACGCCUCCGUCUACGGCAGGAUAGUAGACGACAACAUGUUCUGCGCCGGUUACCUGCAGGGCGGAAUAGACUCCUGCCAGGGUGACUCCGGUGGCCCUCUGACCUGCGAGAGGGGCGGCACCCACUUCCUCUACGGCCUGGUGAGCUGGGGAGACAGCUGUGGCAAGGCCAACAAGCCUGGCGUCUACACCAACGUCCUCAACUUCAUGGACUGGAUUACUUCAAAGACUGGGGGCAUUUUUAGUUGAAUUAUUUGCAAAUUUGCAAAAUAGGCUUAAAUGGUAGAGCUGUAACGAUAUUGGAUCGAACCGAGAAUUUGCGAUACUCAGAGUCACGAUACUGUAUCGUGAUGUAAGGAGGCAGUAUCGUGAUACGCCCUUUCAAAGUUUUGUUAUCCUUCAGUCCAGAAAACAACCAUAUAAUUUGAUGUGAUAGUGCUUCCAAGCUUCAAAUGAGAUACAUUUCAGAAAUCGUGUGUCGCGAAUCGCGAUACAAACCGAAUCGUGAGUGUAUUGUUGCGGCCCUACGAAAUAGUCAAGGAUUGCACUUGCCUUUUCAUUAUAAACAUACAUACAUACGUGGUAAUUUUGGAUUUUCAGAAAAGCCAUACAUGUUUUAUUUUUUGUCACUAAAGUAAUAAAUUACCUCUACAGACUUUUA
Messenger RNA from Engraulis encrasicolus (European anchovy), 2248 nucleotides. RefSeq names its product hyaluronan-binding protein 2-like. The record is from RefSeq and is a predicted model, not a curated record. Gene Ontology annotation, molecular function: serine-type endopeptidase activity. NCBI's taxonomy places the organism in Eukaryota, Metazoa, Chordata, Actinopteri, Clupeiformes, Engraulidae. The transcript has 14 exons. The coding region runs from base 109 to 1836 and encodes 575 amino acids. Gene Ontology annotation, biological process: proteolysis.